Molecule: messenger RNA, 1496 nt
Organism: Copidosoma floridanum
Lineage: Eukaryota; Metazoa; Arthropoda; Insecta; Hymenoptera; Encyrtidae
Source: RefSeq, a predicted model, not a curated record
GCCAGCGGAGCUGUAUACGCGACCUGUACAUAUACAAAAAAAAAAAAAAAAAAAAAAAAAAAAAAGAAAAACAAACAAAAACAAAAAACAAAAAAAAACACACAUCGAGGAUGGACGAGUUGACGCGCACCGGAUUCGUACAGUUUCCUCCCCAGCAACAUCAACUCUACCAGCAGCAGCAAAACAUCGAGCUGGAAAAGAUAAUGCAAGCGAUGAUAGACGCGUUUUUGGCCCAGCAACUGGCAGCGCGACAAGCGACCGGCAACAACAACCUGACACCGGUUGCUCCGACUUCGCCGAUAUCCCCUGGCGCAAUACAACCACCAACGACCAGCUCGACCGCCCGCGCCCUACGCAUACUCAUGGACCACAACAACAACUACAAGGCCAGCAACGCCGCGGCCCCGUGUCCUUGCGGCAGCAGCGGCUCGUGCUUUUUUCACCGCGAGAGCAACGAGAGCCGCGAAGCCCUCAACAUCUACAACAACGUUGCCAGAGCGGCCUACCUCGAGGAGUACGCGGGCGCCCACAACAAACCAGCCCUGGUUCUCCAACAGCACAUGAGCCGCGCCGGGGUUUGCUUGCCAGUGGAUGGACUCAGGCCUUUUUGCCAGUGCAACUACAGGAGGGUCUGGCUACCCCGUGACGUAAAGUCCUACCAGGUGGACGAGCGGUGCGAGCGCUACUUCAACUGCAUGAGCAUGACGUACGAGCUGAGAAAGUACUACGAGCACCGGUUCAACGCCCUCGGCCAGCCGAACAUGUUCAAGCUGAACAUCUUCAUAGACGACAAAGGCAACCUGUACGGGCUCGUCGAGAGGAACAACGCGCUGCCGUUGCGCGGCUUGGAGCUCAAGUUCCAUUUGAUCAUUCGGAACACGGACAGCAACGAGUUUAUAUCGCACGAGGGACUGGCACUGCCCGCGACCGAAAAGCAGUACCACUUUGCGUUUCGCGUCGAACGGCCGCUGUUCGAUUCCUACUUUGUCGAGCGCAAGCUCAUCCGAGGGAAGUUGAUAUCCUGCAGUCUGAUCGUCGAGCGGUUUACCGCGCACUUUGCGCCGUACUGUCCGAGCAAGAGGUACUUCAAGUGAGACAUCGAUGAUCACACGUAUUUUCUUUUCUUCGCGCGCCUACAUCAUACUUUUUUUUUAUUCAACGGCUCAAUUUACUCGUUUUUUUAUUAAUUUAUGGAUUGUAGGUAUAAUAUUACCGUGUACGAUCAUGAUGAUGCGUGAAGUGCGAGAAGACGAGCAUGGAAUUAACACUUUUUCUUUUAUUCAUGUUUUAACGGGAUGAUUAAGUCGUUCGAUGUACAGACGUUUGGGAGUGUGGUGUUUAUGUUACUGUGAAACUUAAUUCGGGGAAUCGAAAAUUACCGUCGCUUGUACGCUCCGAUGUGUGAUUAUUAUAUAUAUGUAUAUGAUCAUGUAAAGCCCUUGUUGUUUGAAAAACGGGCGAGUUCAACUAGAAAAAGAAAAAAACAAAAAAAAAAA